Messenger RNA from Clupea harengus (Atlantic herring), 6866 nucleotides. It is a transcript of the gene disp1, whose product is annotated as dispatched RND transporter family member 1. Gene Ontology annotation, molecular function: peptide transmembrane transporter activity. Gene Ontology annotation, cellular component: membrane. Gene Ontology annotation, biological process: smoothened signaling pathway. NCBI's taxonomy places the organism in Eukaryota, Metazoa, Chordata, Actinopteri, Clupeiformes, Clupeidae. The record is from RefSeq and is a predicted model, not a curated record.
GCGCACAACCCACAGACAGGUCAACUCACUACUGAUGCAAAAGUUUAGUGGAAAAUGUGGACUUGAACAUAAUGAUGUAAAGUGAAUAAUACCAAUACCAUUUUACCUUCAGCUUGUUUUGGAUUUAGGACCUUUAUAUGGUAGCAUGUCCAUUGAGGUAGUUUUAGCCAGUCAGCUUGAUGGGUUUUAAAAGCUUCCACUGGCUUCUGUAAACGGUUCUUUCCGUUUUCUUUUCUAGUGUCACUUUUCCAUAGGUUUAUCAUGUGUUGCUGUUUGACUUGGGUGGCCCUUGUUUAUGUUUAUGUAACAGUUGUGAUUGUUCUGUGUCCAAAGAAUGCAUGUAACCAUCCCAUCACCAAUGGAAAAAAUCAAUUGUUUAAAAAGAUCUAUUAUGAUGAGCUCUGUGAUUCAAUGCAGUCAAGUGGUCUGGAAAUGUGUGAACUUUUUGGUUAAGACCUACAUCCAGCAGUACAUUUGAAAAGGAAAGAGUAAGAUAGUGGAAGCAACAUUAAUGACAUCGAAGAGGCAUCUCUUGUUAUCGUAGGCAUAGCGAUGACUGUUUCCAAAGCUGAGUCUGACAUAUUGUACUUUGUUUUCCUUAAAUUAUGAAAACCUAAGCCAUCUGUGUUAUCUUGAACUAUAUGCCUAUUAGGGAAAGGCAAGAAUAGUGAUGCCUGUUCCAGUCACUGGUUUAUACAGUAUGUAUUACUUAUUGAUUUAAAACAGUCAACCCCUUACAGUCUAUACAGUCACUUAGGAUAAUAGUGGAAACAGCUGUUAAUUUUAAGUUAAACAUUGCCAAGUGCCCCGAUGUUUUUGAUAUUGGUGUUACACAGAUUAUACUAAGCAUGUAAUUCACCUAAGCAGGCAACUCUAGCCUGUCAUUACAUAAUGUAUAAAGAGAAAUCUCAGUGUUGUCAGGUGAGCCUUUUUGUGCAUCACCUGUGGAUCACAAAUAUGUAGCAUAUAGCUGUAUGUGUGAGCUGUUGCCUUAAAAAAAAAAAAAACAUUCAGAUGCUCAUCACCACACAUAGACUGAGUUUCAGAGUUUCAAUGUGCUACAAUGGAGUUCCUCAACAAUUGACCUUGCCAGUGGUUACCAUCAGGUGGCGGUAAAACAACACGAAAGGCAUAAAGCCACUUUUGUAGCACCCAGGAUGUGUGCACAUCUGGGGGUCUCUUUGAGAGGUAAGUGUGAGGACCAUGAACGAUCAUCCAGAUCAUGUUGAUACCCUUCAAAUUUUUUUAGAUGUACCUAUAGAGAAUGUAUAUCUAUACAAUGCUUUAUUCCUUGGUUUCUUUUCCAUUUGUGUUUUGUGUCAGCCAGAGGCUAGGGAAUGAAAGUGAAAAAUGUAAAGUGUAUGAGUGAAAUGGGAACAGCGUACAACAGCAUACACGACCGUAUAAACAUUAACGUUAAGUACAAACGUGACGUGAUGCAUCUAAUUUAACUAUAGUGGAUCAAUGACUGUCAAGUGUUUUCAACAUCUGCUUUGCGCUCCCCACUGAUCAAACGCAUGUAUUGCAAGUUGGAGGUAAGGAGUGGUGCGGCUGACUCAAGUGGGCUUUGCUUUCCUUUUUCACAUAUCGCUAUCCAAUGGGAUACUUCCUACUCCCUGUCCGCCGCAACGCCACAGGAGUUCACUUCCUGUUAGAGUACCACAAUUCCAAACAGACAACAGGAAUUUUUCGGGCGUCAUGCUUGAACUCCUCCACAGGUCGGGAUAAAUGAAACCGCUCCGGAGCAAAGUGGGGUGAGAUCAUACACUUCCAAAGCUGGAAUCCGGAGUGCAAGGAGUACGGUUUUCCCAUGGUUAGAGCCUUCCCACCGAUGUGUUGAAGACCUUCCCCAAUCUGGAUGCAUGAACAGCAUUGCUCGUCUGGCCAAAGGAAUUCCACUGAAAAGUGGUGAGACCAGCAGCAGCUCUCUCUCUCUCUGACCCACAGAAGAGUGGUGAGACCAGCAGCAGGCCUUCGGGGAGGGGACCAUGGCCCUGAGUGAAGGGACCAGCGACCUCCAGCCCCUCAGCAGCAGCAGCCCCCCAUCUACCACCACCGCCACCAUCUCCUCCUCCUCCUCCUCCUCCUCCUCCACCACCAGGCCAGCCUCCAACGGCGUCUCUGCCAGCUCUGAUGCCAUCCUCCCGGCCUUGGGGACAGACGGUAAAGAGGAGCGGGACAUCCCUGCGUCACCAGCGUGCCCCACACUGCCCAAAGAUGCCCCGCAGCCGGCAAGUGUGAGCCAGAACGGCAGCGUCAAGCCCAACGGCACCCUCAGGCCACCUUCGUCCUCCACCUCAUCCUCCUCUUCUCCCUCGGCCUCCUCUCCCGUGCAGAGGCUUCUCUCCCCGACGUUGACCCCGCCUCCUCCGCCACCUCCAUGCUGCCUUCGCUGCCCCUUCCACCCACCGGCGCUCUGUUGCCAUGGGAGCCAGCAGGAGUGCCAUCUCUUCCAGAACCAUCCGGCGGCGGCGGCAGGGCUCCAUGCGGGUCCCUGCUGUAUCCAGGGAUCACCAGCGUUCUGCAUGCAGCAGCGCUGGCAGGAACACUACCAGAACCAGCCCAACAUGGCCGCCCUCAGCCCUUCCAGGCCUUUGCGCUUCCCAAAAAGCUAUGCGGAGCUCAUUGCUGAUUGGCCAGUGGUGGUGCUGGGUGUGUGCACAGUCCUCAUAGUGGUCUGUGCCCUCGUCAGCAUGAUGGUGCCAGACCCGCCUGACUUCUCCGACCCUUUACUCGGCUUUGAGCCAAGGGGAACCACAAUUGGCCAGCGCCUGGUUACGUGGAACAAUAUGGUGAAGAACACGGGGUACAAAGCGACGCUGGCAAACUACCCCUUCAAGUAUGCGGAUGAGCAGGCUAAGAGUCACCAAGAGGACAGGUGGGCGGAGGAGCAGUAUGAGCGAGACAAAAGGCAAGCGGAGUGGGACUUCAGCAAAGACAACUUUUUCUGCGAUGUGCCAGGUGACAGGUAUUCAAGAAUGGUGUUUGCUUCUGCGGAAGGACAGAAUCUGUGGAGCACACAAGCAAUCAAAUCUAUGUGCAAUCUGGACAAUAUAAAGGUGCGAUCCCACCACGAGUACUGGAGCCUCUGCCAGCGGACCAACGCAGCCUCCUGCUGCCCGAGCUGGACCCUGGGAAACUACAUCGCCGUUCUGACCAACAAGUCGUCUUGUCAGAAGAUCACAGAUAGAGACGUCUCCCACACCCUGAAGAUACUGCGCUCCUGUGCCAAGUAUUACCACAACGGCACCUUGGGCCCUGAAUGCUGGGACAUGACUACUCGUAGGAAAGACCAGCUGAAGUGUGCCAAUGUGCCACGCAAGUGCACCAAAUACAAUGCAGUCUACCAGAUCCUCCACUUCCUAGUAGACAAGGACUUCCUGAACCCAAAGAGCACCGACUACCAGCCACCUGCACUGAAGUACAGCAUGCUGUUCUCACCCACUGAAAAGGGCGAGACCAUGAUGAACAUCUACCUGGACAACUUUGAGAACUGGAAUGCUUCGGACGGCGUCACAACAAUAACGGGUAUCGAGUUUGGAAUCAAACACAGCCUUUUCCAGGACUACCUCCUGACUGACACAGUGUACCCAGCCAUAGCAAUCGCGAUCGUGCUGGUCGUCAUGUGCAUGUACACCCGCUCAGUGUUCAUCACACUCAUGACUAUGAUUGCCAUCAUUAGCUCGCUCAUAGUCUCCUACUUCCUUUACCGGGUGGUGUUCAACUUCGAGUUCUUCCCCUUCAUGAACCUCACCGCACUCAUCAUCCUCGUGGGCAUUGGGGCGGACGAUGCAUUCGUGCUUUGCGACGUGUGGAACUACACCAAGUUUGACAAGCCCAACUCCGAGCUGUCGGAGACGGUGAGUGUGACGCUGCAGCACGCUGCCCUCUCCAUGUUCGUCACCAGCUUCACGACAGCUGCUGCCUUUUACGCUAACUACGUGAGCAACAUCACCGCCAUACGCUGCUUCGGGGUCUACGCGGGCACAGCCAUCCUGAUCAACUACAUUUUGAUGGUCACGUGGCUGCCGGCAGUGGUGGUUCUUCACGAACGAUACUUGCUCAACAUCUUCCCGUGCUACAGGUCUCCACACCAACGUGUCUGUAGCACCACAACAUUCUGGGUAGGCCUGUGCCAGCGAGCCAAUAAGUGUCUCUUUACUGUGUCAGAGGCGUCAAGGAUAUUUUUCGAGAAGGUCCUGCCGUGCAUCGUGAUCAAGCUCCGCUACCUCUGGCUCUUCUGGUUUCUGGCCUUUACCAUCGGUGGCGCAUAUGUGGUGUGUGUGAACCCCAAGAUGAAGUUGCCCUCUCUGGAGCUCUCGGAGUUUCAGGUGUUCCGCUCCUCACACCCUUUUGAGCGCUACGACUCUGAGUACAAAAAGCUCUUCAUGUUCGAGCGUGUACAUCACGGCGAAGACCUCCACAUGCCCAUCACCAUCAUCUGGGGAGUGUUGCCCGUGGACAACGGUGACCCCCUGAACCCCAAAAACAAAGGCAAGUUGACCCUUGACACCACCUUCAACGUCUCCAGCCCUGCCAGCCAAGAGUGGAUCCUUCACUUCUGCCAAAAACUGCGCAACCAGAGCUUUGUGUUCCAGUCCGAGGAGCAGGAUUUUACCAGCUGUUUCAUGGAGACGUUCAAACAGUGGAUGGACAACCAGGACUGCGAAGAGGCGUCUGUCUAUCCUUGCUGCAGCCAGUCCACCUUCCCCUACAAGCAGGAGGUGUUCGAGCUGUGCAUCAAAAGGGCCAUUAUGGAGCUGGACCGCAGCACCAUAUACCACCUGGACAGCAAGACUCCUGGGCCCAGGUUUGACAUUAACGACACCAUCCGGGCCAUCGUGUUGGAGUUUCAGAGCACCUACCUCUUCACUCUGGCCUAUGAGAAGAUGCACCAGUUCUACCUUGAGGUGGACACCUGGAUCCAGGAAGAGCUAAAGAAUGCCCCCGAUGGUCUAAACUACGGCUGGUUGGUCAGCAACUUGGAGUUCUACGACCUGCAGGACAGCCUCUCCAAUGGGACUCUGAUUGCUAUGGCAUUGUCUGUGGUUGUUGCAUUCAGUGUGAUGCUUCUGACCACCUGGAAUAUCAUCAUCAGCCUCUAUGCUAUUAUCUCCAUCGCCGGGACCAUCUUCGUCACAGUGGGCUCGCUGGUGCUGCUGGGAUGGGAGCUGAACGUGUUGGAGUCGGUCACGAUUUCCGUGGCAGUCGGGCUUUCUGUCGACUUUGCGGUGCAUUAUGGCGUUGCGUACCGCCUCGCCCCCGAACCCGACAGGGAGGGGAAAGUCGUGUUCUCCCUGAGUCGAAUGGGCUCGGCCAUUUUCAUGGCUGCCCUCACCACCUUCGUGGCAGGGGCGAUGAUGAUGCCCUCCACGGUACUGGCCUACACGCAGCUCGGCACCUUCCUCAUGCUGAUCAUGUGCGUCAGUUGGACCUUCGCCACCUUUUUCUUCCAGUGCAUGUGUCGCUGCCUCGGCCCCCAAGGCACCUGCGGGCAGAUCCCCCUGCCCAAGAAACUCCAGUGCCAAGCCUACGCCGAGCCCUUGUCCUCCGGGCCCUCCGGCCGUGCCCAGGGCAAGCAUUGCCACACGGGGAAGUAUCAGCUGGACUCCCGGGCCGGGGAGGUGGAGCAUGAGCACUACGAGCUGGAGCCUCUGGCCUCGAACGGGAGGAACCCCCCGGAGAAGACCCCUGCCGACGUCCCCGAGCCUCGCACUCAGCUGUGUAACGGCAUCACCCCGCGGCAUCACCCCGUCCCCUGCUCCCCUCACAUCCCCUUCAAGACCAUACCCGACCUCAGCAGGGGGGGGGCGCUGCCGUCCAACAUGUGUCCCAGCCCCGAGAAUGGCUUGGGCUUGCCGGGGACGGAGCUGCCCCACCGGAGCCAGUACCCACAUAGCACCAGCUGCUCCUGUGAAGACCCUCACCCCCAGCAGUCCAUGGGGGCUCAGUGGACCGCUCACCCCCACCACUGCUCACUGUCAGGGGAUGCCCCCUGCCCAGUCCAGCAGUACACCCUAGCAUCCCCCCAUGGCCCUCCAGGCGGACAGACCCUUCUCCCCACACUGGAGGCCAUGUACCAGCCCAUGGAAUGCCGCAUGCACUACAUGCACUGCCCUCCUGCCGCCCACUUCCACCCUUGCUCCCAGAUGCGGGUCCCCAGGCCAGGCCCUAAUGGGUGCCACCUCCGGGGCUACUGCAUGCACCCUGUGCACCUCCAGCAGCAGGCGCGGGGCCUGCCGGAGACGCUGGAGGAUCCGGCGCAGGUGGGGACGUGCAGCCCGAGCCUGAACCACGCCCCGCACACGCCUUGCCCCCUCUCCGCAUCGGCUCAGAGCAGUCCGGUCGUUCACACACACACGGCCUGCGCUGCCGGCCACGAACUGCAGCGGUUCGGGGGGAAAGCCUACAGUGGCUUGAACCCUCCAAACGAAGCGUGCGCUUACAUAGCUGCAAGUGCAGCAAAACAGGCCUCGCCGACGGACGCUUGUCGUAAGACGCGAGGCGACGCAGAAAAGCCUGACGCUCCUGUUGUCACGCAGGAGGCCGGUGUGAAAAAGCGCAGGCCGAAACACAGGGGCAAAAAAGACGAGGCCACUUUGGCCUCACCGAAAAAACUGAACUGUUUUAACAGGACUUUGAAAGGAAAGUGCAAUUCUAUUGAGUUUAAUAAGCCAAAACCAGAAGCCAAUGUGCCUGUCAUUGCCAUAAACUCAAAACCCUCCGCAGAAAGUGUAUGCUGAUCAUCAAAAUGAAAAGCAACAACUAAAUGCUUAAUACUUAAAUUAUCUAACGAGUAAAUCCUGCCAUGAGAAAUGGCCAUGAGCUGUGUCCCUCAACUAUUAAAUGAUUGGGGUUCUUCAGAA